AUGGCCAGCCCUCUGUCAGGCCAACUGUUAGAGUGGCCAGCCCUCUGUCAGGCCAACUGCCAACUGUUAGAUUGGCCAGCCGUCUGUCAUGCCAACUGUUAUAGUGGCCAGCCUUUUGACAGGCCAACUGUUAGAGUGGCUAGCUAUCAGGCCAAUUGUGCCCAUACCAACGUCAUGCCAGCUAUUAGUGUGGCCAGCCCUUUGUCAUAUCAGCUUUUGGUGUGGCCAGCCCUCUGCAAUGCCAAUUCUGUUAGUUUGGCCAAACCCAUGAGUGUUAGACCAGCUGUUAGUGUGGCCAGAACUUUGAGUGCUAGACCAGCUGUUAAUUUGGCCAGCACUCUGAGUGUUAGAUCAGCUGUUAGUGUGGCCAGAACUUUGAGUGUUAGACCAGCUGUUAGUGUGGCCAGAACUUUGAGUGUUAGACCAGCUGUUAGUGUGGCCAGAACUUUGAGUGUUCGACCAGCUGUUAAUGUGGCCAGCUCUCUGAGUGUAAUACCAGCUGUACGUGUACCCUAUGAUGCUGAUGUAAUAAUUGUUCAAAGUGCUAUCAAUGGAUCUUAUCAACAUAACUCCGUUGUUGUAGUUGGACAGGAUGUAGAUCUUCUAGCUCUGGUUAUUGCUCUUAUUUUAGAAGACAAGGAUAUUAUGUUUUUAAACGAAGCUCACGGUAACCUUAGGUCAAGAUUUUAUAUUUCUCGAGAUUUACAGCGCUCAAAUAUUCUAAAGAACUGCAGAGAAUCAGUUUUGGUAGUUCAUGCUUUAAGUGGCUGCGACACAACGUCCUCACAGUACGGGUUUGGAAAAAUGAAAACUAUCAAUCUCCUGAACAAAGAUGAUUCUCUGCACGAAAUGGUAUCAGUUUUCAACAAUCCUCAAUCCAUUCAUGAUAAAAUUGCAGGCACCUGUAACACGAACACUACAUCAAACACCUGUGACAAGGACACUACGUCAGGCAUCUCUAGCAAGAACACUAUAUCAGGCACCAGUAACAAGACCACUAUAUCAGGUACCUAUAACAAGAACACUAUAUCAGGUACCUGUAACAAGACCACUAUAUCAGGUACCUAUAACAAGAAUACUAUAUCAGGCACCUGUAACAAGAACACUAUAGCAGGUACCUGUAACAAGAACACUAUAUCAGGCCCCUGUAACAAGACCACUAUAUCAGGUACCUAUAACAAGACCACUAUAUCAGGUACCUAUAACAAGAACACUAUAUCAGGCACCAGUAACAAGAACACUAUAGCAGGUACCUGUAACAAGAACACUAUAUCAGGUACCUAUAACAAGAACACUAUAUCAGGUACCUGUAACAAGACCACUAUAUCAGGUACCUGUAACAAGAACACUAUAUCGGGUACCUAUAACAAGAACACUAUAUCAGGUACCUGUAACAAGACCACUAUAUCAGGUACCUGUAACAAGAACACUAUAUCGGGUACCUGUAACAAGAACACUAUAUCAGGUACCUGUAACAAGAACACUAUAUCAGGUACCUGUAACAAGAACACUAUAUCGGGUACCUGUAACAAGAACACUAUAUCGGGUACCUGUAACAAGAACACUAUAGCAGGUACCUGUAACAAUAACACAAUAUCAGGCACUUGUAACAAGAACACAAUAUCGGGUACCUGUAACAAGAACACUAUAUCGGGUACCUGUAAGAAGAACACUAUAGCAGGUACCUGUAACAAGAACACUAUAUCGGGUACCUGUAACAAGAACACUAUAGCAGGUACCUGUAACAAGAACACUAUAUCGGGUACCUGUAACAAGCUAAGCUAUGCAUCAAACGGUAAUAUGUUAUAG
Messenger RNA from Homarus americanus (American lobster), 1809 nucleotides. RefSeq names its product serine-rich adhesin for platelets-like. The record is from RefSeq and is a predicted model, not a curated record. The coding region runs from base 1 to 1809 and encodes 602 amino acids. Lineage: Eukaryota; Metazoa; Arthropoda; Malacostraca; Decapoda; Nephropidae. The transcript is spliced from 5 exons.